Messenger RNA from Pristis pectinata (smalltooth sawfish), 1113 nucleotides. RefSeq names its product rho-related GTP-binding protein RhoG-like. Gene Ontology annotation, cellular component: cytoskeleton; cell projection; cell cortex. Gene Ontology annotation, biological process: actin filament organization; establishment or maintenance of cell polarity; small GTPase-mediated signal transduction. The transcript is spliced from 2 exons. Bases 370 to 948 code for a protein of 192 amino acids. Lineage: Eukaryota; Metazoa; Chordata; Chondrichthyes; Rhinopristiformes; Pristidae. Gene Ontology annotation, molecular function: GTP binding; protein kinase binding; GTPase activity. The record is from RefSeq and is a predicted model, not a curated record.
UACAUUUAAGAAGGAACAGCACACCCAAGAUAGAGUCAGUGUGUUCCCACAGCAUCUCAGCUGCAGUGUGACUUGUUGUGAGAAUGUAUUUUAAGCAAGACAGAAGUGCUAGACCCUGUCCAGGGGGAGGGAAGUGCCAGAGAAUUUAAAAUAUUGCCCCUCCCACUGCCUAUAAUCUGCUGGCACCGUGCAGCCUGCUCCCAGUCAGUGCUUGGGAACUGCCUGCUCGUUGUCAGGGUCCCAACCCUCGCCAAAAUGUCCAGGAUGAGUGUGCCUCAGCUCAGACCCCGUCAACGCUCACCGUGAUCCCUCAGAAGGGGUCUGACACCCCUCCGCACAGCUCUCGGCUCAGGUUUUCUGGUCGGGGAGAUGGUGACCAUCAAGGUGAUGCUGCUGGGCAGUGAGCUGGUGGGGAAGACCUCCCUCAUCGUCUGCCUGACCACCCGCAUCUUCCCUCGGGACAGCCUGCCCACCGUCUUCGACACCUUCAGCACCCAGAUAACGGUGAACGAGCGGACGGUGGUGCUCAACGUGUGGGACACGGCGCCGCAGGAGGAGCACCGCCUCUCCGUCCGCCAGUUCUACUACCCGCUCACCGACGUCUUCAUCAUCUGCUUCUCCAUCGGCGACCCCGCCUCCUUCGAGCGGGUGUGGAGCGACUGGUACUCCGAGGUCCACCGGCUCCGGCCCAACGCGCCCGUCCUCCUGGUGGGCACCAAGAAGGACCUGAGGCACGACUCGGCCACCAUCCUCGGCCUGCUGCAGCACCAGUCGGCCCCCGUCACCUACCAGCAGGGCGUGCGGCUGGCGCGGCGCAUGAGGGCCGCCAAGUACGUGGAGUGCUCGGCGCUGCUGCGCGACGGCGUGGCCGAGGUGUUCGAGGAGGCCGCCCGGGCCGUGCUGCGCGCCGGCCACGCCAAGCGCGCCAGGGCCUGCGUGCUGACGUGACGCGGGGGGGGGGGGGGGCGGUGAACGCGCCAGGAGCCCAGCCAAUCCCCGUCGUCCGACGGCCAGUGUGGCGGGAAACUGAGGGCGGGGUCAGACCCCGGAGCGGACAACACCCUUCCCCCCCCCCCGCCAUUGUCCGACCCCCGGUGUGGCGGGAAACUGAGG